Messenger RNA from Marmota monax (woodchuck), 3915 nucleotides. RefSeq names its product spermatogenesis-associated protein 31E1-like. The transcript is spliced from 5 exons. NCBI's taxonomy places the organism in Eukaryota, Metazoa, Chordata, Mammalia, Rodentia, Sciuridae. Bases 1 to 3915 code for a protein of 1304 amino acids. The record is from RefSeq and is a predicted model, not a curated record.
AUGGCUGAAUCCCAGCUUCACCACCUGGGCAAUGGAUAUGAUCCUGGCCUUUGCAUGUGGACUGGGAAUCUUUCUCUUUUUAUUGCUCCGCCUCCAAGCUGGUCUAGGAGAUCACAGGGAGAACUGGGCCUCAGCCUCUUUUUCUAUAUUGUCUGUCAGCGUGUGAAGGUGAAGAAGGUGCUGUACAGGAACAGGAAAAAGAGUGGAACUCUGAAAGCUUCAGGCAAUCGCCUGAAGAAUCUGAUGGAGAGUCAGAAUCUGAUUUUACUCCUGCAAAGUCUCCUAGGGAAGCUCUGGGACAAGGACAGUGCUCCUCUACUGGUAUCUGAAGAUGUUGCAGGUGAGGUGUUCAUGCAAGAGCCUACUGAAGUUCAAAAGCUACCUCAUCAACAUUUGGGAGAUCCUUCUACCAUCUUACCCCCAUUAGGUUCUCUAGCUCCUCUGACAAAACACACUCUGCCUCUGGCCUCAUCCUUAUCGGAAGAACAUGAACACAAGUCUGACUUGAAUAGAAUCUCACUGGACAUUGUUCCACAGAGCUCCCUUGUAGGUCACUCAUACUGGGCAUCCCUGAUCACAGCCAACUCAGGCGUAGACUGCAUAAGCUAUUCAAUUUCAUUCCUCUCCUGGUGGUGGGAAACUGCAAAGCUCUUAUUUUUCUCUACCUGGGUAAACAAAUCCAAGCAAGAACAUCUUUUCCACCAUCCUUCAGAUUUCACACUCUGGGUAGACACCACAUGUUGGCAGGUAGAGUCUGGAGGCCUCUCUUUCAUCAACUCUGAUGUACAGAUGCUGCUGGAAAUGCUGAUCACCAAAAGAGUGGAACUAAAAGUAUGGAAGAAAAAUUCUAAAAACGGGUCCUCUUUCAAACAAAUGAGUCCAGAUUACACCCUGUAUUCUCUGGGAAACAUGUUGGAGUCACUGGGUAGCAAGAGAGACACCACUGCACAAACCUUCUGGAACACAAAAGAAAAACCAGAGAAGCUUCAUGAUUCUCAGAAUUUCUUUUACAACAAGGUCUUGGGGGGGCCUUUAGAGAAAAAAUACAGCCAACUCUUCUGGGGUCUGCCCUCUCUGCACAGUGAGUCCCUGGUGGCUACUGCCUGGGUCUCUAAGAGGUCCUCUACUGCACAGUGUAAACAUGUAGCAUUCAACAAAGUCUCAGAAUCUCUCUCAGUACAAUAUCAGGAUGAAGAACCUCCACAGCUUUCCCAGGAGGAGCCCUUGGCCCAGGAAGAGGCCCAAUCCCAACUUUUGACACAAAACUUGUCCCCAUCUGUGGCUCUGGGUCAGACUCUGGCUAGCACUUCAUACACUUUUCCAAACAUACCACCUUCUUCAUCCCAGAUUAAGUCUGGCACAACUAGCACUAAAUCUGAAAAGGAGGUACAGUCUUUCCUCCCAACUGAAGAUCAACAUUCAGAAUGUCCCCUACAGAACCGAAGGAAAUGGAAGAAGGUCUUAUUCUCUGAGAUCAAAAAGACUCUGGAAGUCAUUAACCAGCCAGCUCUCAACCUUCCCCAGGGAAGCCGGGCCUCCCAAAUUUCUAACUCUGUCUCUAUAGUUGCUGGGGAUUCUGCCAGCCAGGAGCUAGAGAACAGACUCCAGCAACAUAUUCAAGGGGAGUUAAUCAGUGAUCAACCACAGCUAGACAUUCACUGUAGAUUUCUAGCAUCUCAGGAACAAAUGCAUCCUCAGGAUAAAUUUCCAGGGAAGAGUCAGUGCCAGAAAAAUAACAAGCCUGGCUCUUCGCAGCCUAGCCAGUCAGCACUUACUGACAAUGAUCUGCAGAAGAUGGAGCAGCCCAGCCAGUCAGCACUUGCUGGUAAUGAUUUGCAGAAGAUGGAGACUAAACACUCUGAAAGACUCUCUACAAUGGGCUCUGUAACAUUCAAACUAGAUUUCUCAAACAAGGGUCUAGAACCAGAACUCCAGAAGGAGCCAGUAGAUUUAUCCUGGAGCUCAGGAAGCACCUCAGGGAAGGCUCAGAAUGAUAAGAAGGAGGUUUCAGAAAGUUAUUUGAGGAGGACUAGGAAGGGUAUUUCACAAAGUGACUUAUCUACAGGCCUAGAAAAGAAAAUUGUGGAAAAAAUCCUGCAAGACCAUCUGAGCAGAAAGUUAGUGCAGAUCAAGGAGGAUAUGUUCCCUGUGUGUGUGCGUGGAUCCUGGCUUGCUGCCUACUGUACUCUUCCAAAGUACACAAAACCCAUCUCUCUAGCUUCCUCCAAGUACCAGCAAUCCUAUUCUGCUAUUUCCUCCUCAGCCUCCAGUGACUACAGAGCCAUUUCCAUUGCCAAAAUUGGCAGUCUCCUGGAAGAACUUCCUCAGAAAAGUGUGGGAAAGAGGGUAAUAAGAAAAAUUUCAUUUCCCACUUUACAGAAUCCUCUUCCUGCACCCUCACCUUCAGAGGUACAGAGAACCAUGCAAGGAACCCCACUGGGUGGCAGUCAGAGGACCUCAGAUGCCUGUAUGCCUUCUCGAACCUAUAGCCAUCUGCACAUAAACCAACAAAGUAGAGUUAUAAGGAGGAUUGGAAAAGCUAGCCUGGAGCCCAAUCCAAGCCUCGAUAUGACCAGGAUUGAGACACAGAAAGAGACUAAGGAUGUGGCCUCAGGAGACCCAUGUUCUGGUGUGACAAUGCUGGAAGUUAAAGUAGGGACCCAAUCAUCAACAGCUGGAAAGACCAAGGAGCUAGAUGUGGAGAAGAAAUCGUGUGAAUGGGAAGUGACAGUGGGAGCCUCUGUGAUGGCAAACUCUGAAACCAUCAAUGUGAAUGUGAAGAACAUAGGGUCUCUUGGAAACAUGAAUAGCCCCUCUCCUUCUAGAAUUUCUAUUUCACAAGAUUCAGGAGACCAAAUCCUGAAAGAAAAUAUAGGUAAUGUUGUUCAGCUCAAAGUGGAGUUUGAGUCAGAGGAGCAACCCCAAGACAUGGUCACUGGAGUGCUGCAAGACUGCCACACUAAUGAGCUCUCCACCACAGAUAUUUUACCAUCUCAAGUGUCCCUGUCCAACUCCAAGAGCUUUUUCAAGAUUCACAAGUCAAUUUCCCAAGCUCUAUGUGAUGAUGACAUGAAGGCAGGGAGCAGCCAGGAGCAGGAAGAAUCCAAAGUCACAAAUGUUGAGGUUCCUGGAAAGGAAGACACUGAAAGGAUUUGUAUAAAUGAAAGCCAAGAGAGCUUUGGGAGGUCCAUACCAAAAGAGGAGGAAGAAAUUUCCCAAGACAGUGGGUUGAGCCCUUCUGACAAAGUCCAGGAAAUAAACACUACUUUAAGCAAGUCCUUCCCUUGCCUUCCAGAAAAGGGACAGAAUCCUCCAGUAAGCUAUAGUAAUAUCAAAAUGAGGGACUUUAUGGAGUCUUUUAACAAUCAUCAAAAAGGAAAAGGGAAGGAAAAUUCCCUGAAUAAAGUCAACCCCCUGACAGCUACCACCCAUACCCAGAAAUUAGCCAAAAGACAAAUAUCCAAAGAGAGUGUAGUGGUUGAACCCAAGGCCCUCAUAACAGUUGUAGGACAGAUCCUGAUGGAUAAGCUGGGACUUGAACGUAGAAGUGGUCCAACAGAGGUAUAUGGGCAUAAAGAGGAACCCCCGACCCUAUUGGGUAGGCAAUUCUGUCAACCUAGGGGUUCUUCAUACCCAGAUAAAAGACAAAUGUUUAGAGAGAUUGCCUCUGGUCCCCAAGCCAGCCCCAAUGUCCACAGCCCCAAGAACAAGUGGAUCAGAGACAAUAAUUGGACCUUCAAGUCUAGGAAUAUUGAGCCUCAAGCCACCCCCUUCCAGCUAAGACCAAUUGGGGUGAGCACUUUGAGCCACCUUCACCAUUACCCAACAUGUUUUUUUCAAAAUGGUGAUGUGCAUGGUCAACCAGGUCUUGUUUACCAUGAGUUUCCUGGUGAAAAACCUUUCAGGAAAUAUUGA